AUGCCCAAUCAGGAGGAGCUCAGCAGCCUUCUCGGUGAGCUCUCGAUAGAUGACGAUCAAAACGAAUUACACACCUUCGAGCUCCCUGGAGACAACGAUGACUUCGACCGAAGAUUCUCAAGAAUUUCAAGACUUACGGUCCGGCCAUCCUCGCAGAUGAGAUCCAUCAUCCAAUGUACGAAGAGAUGA
Penicillium pulvis is the source of this 189-nucleotide messenger RNA. RefSeq lists its product as uncharacterized. NCBI's taxonomy places the organism in Eukaryota, Fungi, Ascomycota, Eurotiomycetes, Eurotiales, Aspergillaceae. The coding region runs from base 1 to 189 and encodes 62 amino acids. The record is from RefSeq and is a predicted model, not a curated record. The transcript has a single exon.